Molecule: messenger RNA, 1989 nt
Organism: Psammomys obesus (fat sand rat)
Lineage: Eukaryota; Metazoa; Chordata; Mammalia; Rodentia; Muridae
Product: mastermind-like protein 1
Exons: 4
Biological process (GO): positive regulation of transcription of Notch receptor target
Cellular component (GO): nucleoplasm
Molecular function (GO): transcription coactivator activity
Source: RefSeq, a predicted model, not a curated record
UUCAGCAUCUUCAUGAUACAGUGAAGAGGAAUCUUGACAGCGCUGCCUCCCCUCAGAAUGGUGAUCAACAGAAUGGCUAUGGAGACCUAUUUCCUGGGCAUAAGAAAACCCGCCGGGAGGCCCCUCUGGGUGUCGGUGUGUCUGCCAAUGGGCUUCCUCCUGCCUCACCCCUUGGUCAGCCUGACAAACCUCCUGGGGGUGAUGCCUUGCAGUCUGGGGGGAAGCACUCCCUGGGGCUAGAUUCCAUCAACAAGAAGUGCCUGGCAGACUCGAGUAUCCACCUGAAUGGAGGCAGCAACUCCAGUGAGCCAUUUCCUCUAAGCCUGAGUAAAGAACUCAAGCAAGAGCCAGUGGAUGACCUGCCAUGCAUGAUCACAGGGGCUGGAGGCUCUGUAUCCCAGAGCAAUCUCAUGCCUGAUCUCAACCUUAAUGAGCAGGAGUGGAAGGAGCUCAUUGAAGAGCUGAACAGGUCGGUGCCCGACGAAGACAUGAAAGAUCUGUUUACUGAGGACUUUGAGGAGAAGAAGGAUCCAGAGCCCCCUGGGUCUGCCACACAAACCCCCUUGGCUCAGGACAUUAAUAUUAAGACUGAGUUCUCUCCAGCAGCCUUUGAGCAGGAGCAGUUAGGUUCUCCACAAGUGAGGGCUGGGUCUGCAGGACAGACUUUUCUGGGACCUUCAUCUGCCCCUGUGGGCACAGAUGCUCCAAGCCUUGGGAACUCUCAGACUUUGUUUCACACCACUGGUCAACCUGGAGUGGACAAUCCCAGUCCAAAUCUGAUGCCGGCAUCAGCCCAGGCCCAGAGUGCACAAAGAGCCCUCACAAGUGUGGUAUUGCCUAACCAAGGCCCAGGAGGGGCCUCAGAGCUCUCUUCUGCUCAUCAGCUCCAGCAGAUAGCUGCCAAGCAGAAGCGUGAGCAGAUGCUGCAGAAUCCACAGCAAGCUGCCCCAGCACCUGUCCCAGGCCAGCUGUCCACAUGGCAGCAGGCGGGGCCCUCCCACAGUCCCUUAGAUGUCCCUUAUCCCAUGGAGAAGCCUGCCAGCCCUCCUGGCUAUAAGCAAGACUUUACCAACUCAAAACUGCUCAUGAUGCCAGGUGUAAACAAGAGUUCUCCUCGGCCAGGAGGCCCCUACCUCCAACCUAGCCACUCGAACCUGCUGAGUCACCAGUCACCAAAUAACUUGAAUCAGACCUCUGUGAAUAACCAAGGCUCUGUGCUAGACUAUGGCAAUACAAAGCCCCUUUCUCAUUACAAAGCAGACUGUGGACAAGGUGGCCCUGGGUCUGGCCAAAACAAACCAGCUUUGAUGGCCUAUCUGCCCCAACAGCUGCCCCAUCUGAGUAAUGAGCAGAACUCCUUGUUUCUGAUGAAACCAAAGCCAGGAAACAUGCCCUUCCGGUCACUGGUUCCACCUGGCCAGGAGCAGAACCCCUCCAGUGUCCCUGUACCAGCCCCGACUGCCAGCGUGGGGACUCAGCCUAGUGUGUCUGUGGCCAGCACUCAUAGCAGCUCCCCAUAUCUCAGCAGCCAGCAGCAGGCAGCUGUGAUGAAGCAGCACCAGCUGAUCCUGGACCAGCAGAAGCAGCGGGAGCAGCAGCAGCAGUUUCUUCAGAGGCAGUACCUCCUGGCUGAGCAGGAGAAGCAACAGUUUCAGCGUCAUCUGACCCGCCCACCUCCCCAGUACCAAGACCCAACACAAAGCACCUUCCCACAGCAGGUUGGACAGUUCCCAGGACCUUCUGCUGCUGUGCCUGGCAUGAACAACUUGGGUCCAUCCAAUUCCAACUGUCCUCGAGUGUUCCCUCAGCCUGGGACUCUGAUGUCAAUGGGUCCUGGACAUGGCCCUGUUUCCUCUCUCCCCGCCAGCUCAGGCCAGCAGGACCGAGGAGUGUCCCAGUUUACUGGGUCCCAGAGCUUGCCUCAGAACAGCCUUUAUGGCAUGGCCUCUGGCCUCGCCCAGAUAGUUACCCAGCCCCCACCACAGGCUA